UUCAUAGCGUAUUAUCUAGGGAGGCUAUCCGGUCAGUUUGCGUGUGCUGCCCUGAAACAAGCCCAUGGAUAUAUGCCUGCUUUCUACAUUUACGGUCCACUCGGUAUCAUUUGGUCGCUGGUAUGGCUUCUCUCUGUGAAGCCCAACCCGAGUUUGGACGACAACAUCAACACGUCAGAGAGGGACGACAUCAACUCCGGCAAGAACACGGCGCAGGACGGAAGUGACAUCCCGAUGAAGGAAGUUCUGACAGACCGGAACACGGUAUCAUACCUGGCUACUGGCCUGUGUUUUGCCUGGGGUAUGAGUGUACUGUUGAACCACGCACCGCAGUACUUCGCCGAGAAAGUCGCUCUGGACGUCGGAAAGUCACCUUGGCUGCUCUGGACGCUUCCCCUGGUGAUGUCAGGAGGGAUGUUGGCAGCCGGGCCCGGAACUGACAUCGCCAUCUAUAAGGGCGCCAGCACGACCACCACACGUAAAGCUGUGACUGGUUUUGUCGGUGCUUGCGUAUUCUCGUUCGUGAUGGCGAUGGCUUUCACCAAGAGCCAGGCUUACGCGUAUGGAGGGACAGUGGCGUCCAUGGUGAUGAUCGGCAUGGCCAUGGGAGGAGGUUACGGCGUGACGCCAUUGGAUGCCUCGGACCGGUACAGCAGCAUCGUUGUUGGUAUCGGUGUGUCAAUCAACACCGCGCUGUUCCUGGUCAGCCCUGUGGCUGUGAUGGGGCUCAGCGGCCCUGGCGGGUCGGCGAAAAGACAAGUGGAGGCUGUGUCCGGCUGGCGAACAGUCCACAUCGUUACAGCCGUGGUCAUGGGCGUCGCCCCGAUGAUCUACGGCGCUGUAACAGGCGAGGGCGAGAUCUUCAAGGGAUGGGAAUUCAAGAAACCAAAGCUUCCCAAGUGGCUGAAACGUCGCUAAAGCUGACCACAUGUUUCGCUUCCUUCUCGACAACUGGCUAACACAACCACCUAAUCAACAGUGGAUACACACGCUUGAAGAUUAUCCUCUGCUACCAUCAUUAUUUAUAGAGUAUUGUAACUGUGACUCAACAUUCAGAGGGGAAUUACUGACUUACAUGUCAGGGUCAAGGAUUUAAUUUCACUGAAUCAGCAAUAACAGUUUACAGCAACUAGCCCGAGUAAAACCUAUCAGCUAUCCCAAGUACGGAUUUGCCUCUAUAGAGAGGUUUUUAACAUCAAGAUUAUUAUAGGGAACUGCCAAUGAUAAGACGACGUAUUAGCUAUCUUUGAAUUUUACAAGACAGUUUAGGUGCUUCUGGUGCAUAUAUAAAAAGCAUUAAUUUGACGGUGUUUGAUGAUGGAUUUUACGGUUCAUGUACUACUAGCAUAUUUUAUUCAUAGCUCCGCAUGGAUUUUGAUACUUUCCUUUGAACGUAAAAUGGAAACAUCGCCGAAUCAGAUUAGUAAGUUUCAGAGUAAAAUCCAAGAACUGCCAUGUCAUUGGUAACAUAGACUAUAUGUAAUAUUAUAUAGACUAUAUGCCGCUCAAGCAGCGUAGCACAUUCAGUUUUGUAUUAUGAGGUCGAUUUCCUUACCAUCGCGGACGAUGAUUAUUUAUGUUUCCAACAUUCGGUGCUUGGAUGUAGUUUCUUGUAAGUGUACCGGUGCAAAGCAGUGCGGAACAGAAAUAUCUUGGACCAGUGUGCUUCAAAUAAAAAGUGCAUAAUGUAUCUUG
This is a messenger RNA of Branchiostoma floridae (Florida lancelet), 1695 nucleotides long. RefSeq names its product probable vesicular glutamate transporter eat-4. Bases 73 to 918 code for a protein of 281 amino acids. NCBI's taxonomy places the organism in Eukaryota, Metazoa, Chordata, Leptocardii, Amphioxiformes, Branchiostomatidae. Gene Ontology annotation, cellular component: excitatory synapse; synaptic vesicle membrane. Gene Ontology annotation, molecular function: L-glutamate transmembrane transporter activity; neurotransmitter transmembrane transporter activity. The record is from RefSeq and is a predicted model, not a curated record. Gene Ontology annotation, biological process: synaptic transmission, glutamatergic; monoatomic anion transport; regulation of synapse structure or activity. The transcript is spliced from 8 exons.